Messenger RNA from Numida meleagris (helmeted guineafowl), 2406 nucleotides. It is a transcript of the gene CASP7, whose product is annotated as caspase 7. Gene Ontology annotation, cellular component: cytoplasm. The transcript has 7 exons. The coding region runs from base 84 to 1013 and encodes 309 amino acids. The record is from RefSeq and is a predicted model, not a curated record. Gene Ontology annotation, biological process: apoptotic process; proteolysis. Lineage: Eukaryota; Metazoa; Chordata; Aves; Galliformes; Numididae.
CCCGCGCCGCUCUCUGCCCGCAGGCACCACCCUCCGCUUUUGCUUUUCCUUUCGCUUCCGUCUCCCCGGAGCCCAGCGCUAAGAUGUCGGGAGAACAGUCUGUUGAUCAUUCUUCUGAAGAGAGAAGUAAUGAAGAUCAAGAUGAUAUAGUUGAUGCAAGACCAGACAGAAGUAGCAGACUCUCACUUUUUGCAAAGAAAAAGAAGAAUGGAGAAGAAGAACAGCCGAAGUCCUCUCUCAGUAACCAGUACCGAAUUGUUACACCCACAUUCCAGUAUAAUAUGAACUACAAGAAAGUGGGCAAAUGUAUAAUUAUAAACAACAAAAAUUUUGAAGACAAAACAGGAAUGGGUACACGCAAUGGCACUGAUAAAGAUGCUGGAGAUCUCUCUAAGAGUUUCAGAAGCUUAGGUUUUGAUGUUCACACAUACAAUGACCGAAGCUGUGAUGAUAUGAAAAAACUACUGCAACAAGCUGCUGAAGAGAAUCAUUGCGAUGCUGCUUGUUUUGCCUGUAUCCUUCUAAGCCAUGGGGAAGAAGGCCUCAUAUAUGGCACUGAUGGACCCAUGGCUAUCAAACAUCUGACUGCACUCUUCAGAGGAGACAAAUGUAAAAGCCUUAUAGGCAAACCCAAAUUGUUUUUCAUUCAGGCAUGCCGAGGCUCUGAGUUUGAUGAAGGUAUACAAACUGACUCUGGACCUGCAAAUGACACUCUGGAAACAGAUGCCAAUCCUAGAUACAAAAUCCCAGUAGAAGCAGAUUUUCUGUUUGCAUAUUCCACAGUGCCAGGUUAUUAUUCCUGGAGGAAUCCUGGAAGAGGCUCUUGGUUUGUGCAGUCUCUGUGCUCUGUGCUAAAUGAACAUGGAAAACAACUUGAGAUCAUGCAGAUCCUCACACGGGUCAACUAUGUGGUUGCCACGAAUUUUGAAUCACAGUCUGAUGAUCCACGCUUCAGUGAGAAGAAGCAGAUUCCUUGCGUAGUCUCUAUGCUCACUAAGGAACUUUACUUCUGAAAGCAUAUUUUAAUACAGCCAGUAAUGUGGGAUCAGGAUAAAUUUUUGGGUGAAGAUUAGAUUACAAAUUGCAGUAGCACAAUUUUUAAUAACAGGAAUGUAAUGACACUAGAUUUACAUACUGUAUAAGCUGGGGUAUCUUUUGAAUGGACAAUAUGCAAUAUUUUAAAGAAGACCUAAAUGCUGUGGAUCAAUCCUAUAGCUAAUUUCUAGUUUGCAUUAGAAUCAUAGGCUCUAUGAUUCUAAUACAAAUUAUUUGGAUUUCUCUUAGUGUAGCUGUCUUGAUUUAUGGGUGUUGAAGAUGUUCUGAGAGUCAGUUACCUGACCCAUAAAGGUUUACUCCAAAAAACAGACUGUAAAAUCUGUAAAAAACAUAUCAAUGAAACUCUAUCUUUUCUUCCACUACAAUCUCAUGGAAUUGUAACUUCCUUGGAAAUUUCCAAGACCAUCAUACAAUGGAUAUGUCCACAGAUGAAACUGACUUUAUAGCUAUUUAAAAGGGUGCUUCUUAGUCUAAUAAAUUUAUUUCCAUUUUAGAACAUUCUUAAUGAAGAGUAAUGGUUGCACUGUGCUUAAUCUGGAAGUCAAUUUAGUGAUCAUUCUAGCAUAAGGUGAAUUUUAUUUGCAGAUGAUUCAGCUGAAUGGCAUGGAAAUGUAUCAAAUAGAAUUAUUUUCAUUUUGGUUUUUCUAAAAGUGGGCAAACUAAUUGGAUGAUACCUUAAUAAUAUACCAUUAUGAAGAUUUUUGCCUUGCAAAUGACAAUUAUCUGAGAGAACAGCCUGUCACAGUAGUAUUAAAGUUUCUCUGCUUGCAGAUUUGAGAACCUCUGCAUGUUGAUUCAUAAGUUUUGAACCCACAAAAAGUUAAUGUCUAGACUUUGUUAUAAAACAUUAACAUUUAAUGUUGAAACAAUAGAAUUAUGUAUUCCAGUAACAAAUGCACGUUUAGAUUUAAUUUCUACCUGUAAGGAAUUUUGCCAAGACUGGAAAUUCUUACUUGAAUCAGAAACCAGAAGUGCCUUUUUAGUUAACAUAUUGUCAUGAUUUUGUAUUUUGGAGUUAUGUCAAUGAUGCUUAUAUUUCUACUUUUUAUAUUCUUUUAAAAUAUGAUAGCGAGCUCAAAAAAGUAAUUUUAAUGAUUUGAUUAGACUGAUAAAUGAUAGGUUAUCUGCCCCUUUCCUAGCUAAUGUACUCUAUAGAUCUUUUUUUAAACUAAGAAAACGGGUGUAUGCCAAAUUACCUCUUAAUUAAGUAUAUUUUCUUACAGGAACUGUAGCAUAGCGAGGCAUAUUUUUUUCAUAAGUCAAAUUUACAAUUGAUAGAAUUAAAUAAAUUAUUGUUUUGUGGAAGUCUUGAGCAUGGUAUCAAUAAAGACCUGUUUUUUUAAUUUCCUA